Cladophialophora immunda is the source of this 789-nucleotide messenger RNA. RefSeq lists its product as uncharacterized. The coding region runs from base 1 to 789 and encodes 262 amino acids. NCBI's taxonomy places the organism in Eukaryota, Fungi, Ascomycota, Eurotiomycetes, Chaetothyriales, Herpotrichiellaceae. The record is from RefSeq and is a predicted model, not a curated record. The transcript has 3 exons.
AUGGCAAGCAAGCAGACAAUGGAAGGCAAGGUUGCCAUUGUAAGUGGCAGCGCCAGAGGAAUUGGGGCAGCUACUUGCGUGGAGUUGGCGUCGAGGGGAGCACUCGUGAUAGUGAACUAUCCAUGGCCUUCUCAGCAAGUUGACGCGGAGAAAGUACUCGAAACCAUCAAAUUGAGCGGCGCCAUCGCCGCUGAUCAGUGUCGAGCAAUUGAGGCGGACAUGUCUACGCUCGGUGGACCCCAGCAGCUCAUAAAUGAAGCUGUCCGGCUGGUUGGUAGACCCAUAGACAUCUUGGUGAAUAAUGCAGGCAUAGCCAUCAUGCGGCCUCUCAAAGACAUUACCUUGGACCAGUGGGACAUGCAGAUUGACCUUAAUGUGAGAGGGAUGGUUUUGCUCACUCAAGCUGUGCUGCCUCAUCUGGCACAGAACAGCCGUAUUGUCAACCUCAGCAGCGUCGGUGCGCGCCAGGGCUUUCCAGGUUCCACAGUAUAUAGUGGUACCAAAUCGAUGAUUGAAUCUUUCACCAGAUGCUGGGCUCUAGAAUUAGGACCGAAAUAUCACUGCACCGUCAAUGCAGUCGAGCCAGGGCCUACAAAUACAGCCGGCUUCACUCAGUCUGGCCCCAAUUUUCUAGAGAACAUCCAGCCUCUCCUCGAAGCAACGCCGAUGGGGCCACGCAUGGCAGAGCCGUCCGAAAUAGCAUACGCGAUUGCUUUCCUUUGCGAAGAGAGGAGCGGCUGGAUCACGGGUGCCUGUUUGCCAGUGAAUGGGGGAUUUUCAAUGCCCUGA